Molecule: messenger RNA, 856 nt
Organism: Rhizopus microsporus ATCC 52813
Lineage: Eukaryota; Fungi; Mucoromycota; Mucoromycetes; Mucorales; Rhizopodaceae
Exons: 3
Source: RefSeq, a predicted model, not a curated record
CAACUUUGACAACAAUAUUGACAUGUUUAAAAGCAUUAUUCAAAAGAAGAAAGAGCAAGUCAUUAAUAAAAGAAAAUCGACAGGAAACAUAGAUGAUACGUUUGAAGAUAUGAUUUGUAAAGACUGUCAGGAGAUAGGACAUGCCAACAAAAGUUACUAUAAAUGCAAAUUUUAUAAAGAAGCUUCUGUAGACGAUGUUGGAACAUCCACUGGAAAAAGAAGAAAACAAAGUUCAGGCGUGAAGCAAGAAAAACAAAAAGCAAAAAGACAAAAAACAGCAGCAUGUUCUUCAUCGAUUGUUUGUAGUAGUUGUAAACAAACUGGCCAUAAGUCAGCACGCUCUCCAGAUUGCCCUAAUCAUAUGUUGUCAAAAAACGAGGUUUUUAGCCGAAGUUUGGGACAACAAUUUAAAACAUUCACAAGAAAGUUACCGUUUGAUCAAUGUGUUCACAGUUCUUACCAGAGUGCCUUGAAGUCUAGGAUCAUCUCUGCAUGUGAAGACACGCGGCAAGUGGUAUUCAGAGCUCAGCUUUUUAUCAACCAGUACAUUUUGAACUUAAAAGUCCAUUCGAAUCAUAUCUUUAAACAAAAUUUUUGGUAUUCAAUAUGUCAAUUAGUUACGGAUAAGCGAGUGACGAACAGUGCUGCACUUCCAGAAGGCUUACUUGAAAACUGGAAUUUGUUUAGACAAAGUCAUGGAAGCAUCAUAUAUACCAAAAAGCCUGCGAGUGGAACUAGCCAAUGUCUUUCAGAAUCAUGUGUACAACUAGCGACCACAUACACAAACUGCAUAGCCGAAAACUUUGAAGCAAGAUUGCUUAAAUACCUUUCGUAUCUUAUUCAAAACACUUUUGUG